AUGUCCGGAAUACUCCGCCAGCAAAUCGGUAUCGCAAAAAGACAACUACGAGAAGCACUUGAAGAGGUACAGACUGAGCACACCGAAGAAGCUCAAAUCCAACAACUCAAGGAUGACGAUAUACUAGCCGCAUAUGAAGAACAUACGUCAUCGCACGACUCCCUGUAUCGUGUGUAUUCGCGUCUCGGCCGUCUAUGGAAACAGUGGCAGAGUCUACUACGAACCAAGCAAGAAGAGGAAGAUAUUCUGUAA
This is a messenger RNA of Necator americanus (New World hookworm), 252 nucleotides long. RefSeq lists its product as uncharacterized. Bases 1 to 252 code for a protein of 83 amino acids. Lineage: Eukaryota; Metazoa; Nematoda; Chromadorea; Rhabditida; Ancylostomatidae. The record is from RefSeq and is a predicted model, not a curated record. The transcript has a single exon.